AUGGAAGAAUUUAGAAAAAAAGGGUUAGGAGAAAUUUUUGCACAAGAAUGUGAGGUGUCGAAUGAAAUUUCAAUUUGGCUUGACGAAUUGUCGACUUAUAUCAUCUAUGAUGAAAAAAAAAAUGAGAUGUACUAUGAGGAUCAUGAUCAUUCGAACGCCAAAAUUAUAAUAAUUGACCACACCAAAAGUAUAACAAUUGACUUUGUUAAUGAUGAUUGUCUGGCUACAAUAUUCAUGUAUGUGCCAGCAUGUGAAAGACCAAAAAUUGCACUGGUAUGUCAAAAGUGGAGAAGAGUUCUUGGGUUAUCUUGGGGUAAUGUCAAGAAACUUGAACUAACUCAUUGGGAAUAUGAUGAGUAUCCAAGUUGUUUGAAAAAAUAUCCAACACUCGAUGAACAAUUUAGUUUUUUAAAAUCACUGCUUUCUAAAUGUGGUCGUUAUUUAACACAGUUAGACUUGACAGCUUAUGGCCAUUGUAACAUAGUGCCAGUUAUUAAUGAAUAUUGUCCAAACCUCGUAAAACUUCGAUUGAGAUUUACCUAUGUUGACAAUAUAAUAUUAUUUGAUGCAUUUUCACGUCUAUCUAAGCUCAAAGUAUUAGCAAUUAUAUUUCAAGAUUUUAAAGAUGAGUUUAUACCUUAUACUUUAAUCAAUUCAUUACUAAAAGUUGCUGAUACAUUGACUGAUUUGAUUCUGUCAAAUUGGAAAGAUAAAUUAUCUUGUGAUUUUUCAAAAGAAACCGUUUGUGUACUUGGUUUUCCAGACACUUAUUUAUGGCGACGUAACAACAGUCAAUCUAGAAAAAGAGGAAAUUUAAAUAUUUCAAUUGAAAAAAAAAGCUCAAAAAUACUAUGGGCAGAUCAACAAAAAAUAUUUAAGCGUCAUAAAAGAGAUUUUGUUGAUAAACUUGAAUCAGAAAAACCUUUGAUACGUGAUAAACGUUUGCUUGAUUUUCCUGACAAUUAUAAUGACAUUGAAAAUAAUUUAAACAAUGAAAAAAUGUUUAAUGAUGAAUUGUGGAAUGAAGAAUGGUACCUGCAAGACACACGUGGUAAUAAAGCUCUACCAAAGCUGGAUCUAAAUGUGCUUCCACUUUACCGAGCUGGGGUAACUGGACGUGGGGUAAACGUAGCUGUUCUCGACGAUGGGCUAGAACAUACCCAUCAGGAUUUGAUAAAUAAUUAUAAUUCAGAGAUAAGUUAUGACGUCAAUGAAGGAGACAUGGAUCCAAUGCCUCGUUAUGAACAAACAGGAAUGAAUGGACAUGGUACAAGAUGUGCUGGUGAAAUAGCAAUGGAAGCAAAUAAUCAUAAAUGCGGUGUUGGAGUGGCAUUUGAAGCUUCUAUUGGUGGAAUAAAAUUACUCGAUGGAAUUGUUAAUGAUAGAGUUGAGGGUGAGGCACUUGGCUAUCGACAGGAUAUCAUUGAUAUUUAUACAGCAUCAUGGGGUCCAGCUGAUGAUGGUAAAAGCUUAGAGGCACCUGGUAGGCUUGCCACUGAAGCACUUGAACGUGGUAUCAUGAAGUUAUGCGUGAUUGAAUUUAAAAUGAUUGUUAGGGUCAAAUUAUUGGGAAAUAUGGGCUGGGGGCAGAACGAUAAUUGUGGAUGUGAUGGAUAUGUUAAUAGUAUUUAUACAAUUGCUGUUGGUUCAGCGAGUCAAACUGGUAAAUUUCCAUGGUAUGGUGAACAAUGCACAGCUACCAUGGCAACAACAUACAGCAGUGGAGCAUAUCAAGACCAAAUGAUUGCAACGACUGAUUUAAAGAAUAAAUGCACCACCCGUCACACUGGAACAUCUGCCUCAGCUCCACUCGCUGCGGGAAUUCUUGCUCUGGCAUUGCAAGUGAACAAGGAGUUGACCUGGAGAGAUGUACAACAUCUCAUCGUUCAAACAGCUGAAUAUAGUCCUCUUAGAAAUAAUCCAGGAUGGAUAAAAAAUUCAGCUGGUUUUUUUUUCAAUUCACGUUUUGGAUUUGGAUUGAUGAAUGCCCAUGCUCUUGUUUUAGCAGCCAACAAUUGGACUAGAAUACAAAAUAAAAUAGUAUGCCAUGUAAAGCCAGAAAAAGAAUUGAAAUAUUUGACUUACGGUCGACCAAUUACUUUGACAUUUAAAGUAAAUAAUUGUCCUCAGGGUGAUGUUAAAGUUGCUUAUCUAGAGCACGUUGAAAUUGAGACAAGUAUAAAAUACACAAAUCGUGGAUCACUAAAAAUGCAUUUGACCUCAGCUGCUGGUACGAGGGUGCAAAUAUUAUACUCACGACAACUGGACGAUUCGAAUGAGGGUUUCAAUAGGUGGAAAUUCAUGUCAGUAGCAACGUGGGGUGAAAAACCAUUGGGUACUUGGAGUUUGAAAAUAACUGAUGAGAUUGGUCCAGCAUGGAAUAAUGGAUCUAUUGAAAAUGUCACAUUGAUUCUUCAUGGUACAUCAGAGCUUCCAUAUUACCGUAAGAAUGGAACAAGAAUAUACAACGAUAAUUAUAAUCGCAUGAGAAAAACGAAUAGAGAUGAAAUCAUUCAAACGAAAAAUUAUGGGGAUGAGGUAAAUGAAGAUACCAAGUGGAACGUGAUUCUGACCAACGAGAUCAAUUUAUAUGAUAAAGUUAAAAAAGUUGAAAAACUUAUUUGGCUUGAUUGGCUUAAAAAAGUUUUAUUUGGUUAA
Aphidius gifuensis is the source of this 2658-nucleotide messenger RNA. Its product is annotated as neuroendocrine convertase 1-like. Gene Ontology annotation, molecular function: serine-type endopeptidase activity; protein binding. Gene Ontology annotation, cellular component: trans-Golgi network; Golgi membrane. Lineage: Eukaryota; Metazoa; Arthropoda; Insecta; Hymenoptera; Braconidae. Gene Ontology annotation, biological process: protein processing. The record is from RefSeq and is a predicted model, not a curated record. Bases 1 to 2658 code for a protein of 885 amino acids. The transcript is spliced from 16 exons.